UUUGAAAUAUAUAAUUCAUUAAUUGCUCUAUUGAUUGUUCCUGGAAUAAUAUAAAUAUGUAUUUAAUAAUAGUAGAGUAUGACUAUGAGUUGAAACUGAUCAGUUUCCCGCUAGCUCUAGGAAUAACCUUAAACAAUCCCCCUGAAACCAAGUUAGAAGGGUAUAAAUAUAUAAAUAUCUAUUUGGGGUUCAAAACAAACAAGUUUGAGUAGUGAUAGUACUAAUAAGUUAUACUACUAGCUAAUAAUAGUUAUAUUAGUACUAGUACAUACAGUAGUGUAUUGUACUAGUUUUGCAAUUGAAAUAGGUGUUAAGGUGGAGAAUAGCCAAAACGGGUUUGCCAGUGUGGAUGUUGGGGUUGGGUGCAGAUCGGUUGCGGGCCGAUAUGAGUCGUUUGCUCGCACUACUCUUUCACCAGGGAGUAUUGGAUGAGCAAUUCUUGCAGCUGCAACAGCUACAAGAUGAGAGCUCACCUAACUUUGUAUCUGAGGUUGUAAACAUCUACUUCCAUGAGUCUGAAAAACUCUUGAGAAAUCUCAGAAACUUACUGAUGGAUAAGGAGUUUUGGGAUUACAAGAAAAUGGGAAUCCAUUUGAAUCAGUUCAUGGGAAGCAGCUCUAGUAUUGGUGCUAAAAGAGUCAGAAGUGUUUGCGUUGCCUUUCGAGCCGCUUCUGAACAAAACAACCGUCCCGGGUGCUUGAGAGCUUUGGAGCUUCUGGAACAUGAAUAUUGUUACCUCAAGAACAAAUUACACGAACUUUUCCAAUUGGAACAGCAGCGAGCUAUGGCAGCUGGAGUUAGGUAUCCAAUGCAAAAUUAAAAUCAAGAGCCACAAAGUCUUCUUAGUUAAGAUAACAUAAAUUUAAAAAUCUAACUGAGAUAUAUAUAUAUAUAUAUCUCUUUUGUACUAUUUCUUACUCAUCAUCAAAACCAAGCGUUUUAAGUCUUGUCAAGUUGGAACAAGUUAAAGCACUACAACCACGGCCAGUACAGAAGUAGAAGAAGGGGUUAUUUUGUUUCAAAAGGAAAAAACUAGAAGAGAAAUAUUAAUUAAUGUCUAAAUAUAUAUAUAUUUAUCUUUUCUAGCUACCCACCUGCCCUUUAAUUUAAUCCUUAUUAAAUUAUAUAUAUGUAUUUAUGGAAUGUCCUAGUAUUUAUAUCUUUAAUUUCAUGUACGUUUUAAUGUUAUCUCUCUGGUUGUAACUGAUGAUAUCAAUAUUGAUCUUGAUAUAUAUGAAAGCAAGAUCAUGAAGACUUUUAAUUAAUUAAUAUAUAUAUUUAUUCUGCUGUUGUGAUUCUCAUAUCAAAGUUUUAAUUGUCAGCUUUAAAUUUGAUGAGUAAAUGCUAGUGGGAAGUAGUAGAGAGCUGUCACUUGUCACAUGUAAUCAAAUCUCAUAUCUCUAUUUAAUUUGCAUGUAUUUGGAAAGUUACGAAAAUGAUCGGCUCUAUAUAGAAAUAUGUAUCUUUUUUAAGUAAAAUCCCAUCAAUCAGUAAGAGCUAUAGCUUUGGACUUCGAAUCGAUAUACAAACUGUUUAAAUAUAUAAACGUUGAAUUCCUGAUUUUGAGUUUUGAGAGAGUCAAUAAAAAGAGGUUGGUUUUUAUGUAUGUAUUGUAUGCACGUAGAUUUGAAGUUUGACUGUGUAUUAACAGUAGUCAAUGUAUAUAUAGAUAGAUAUAUAGUUACACAGGAACCAAGUCUUAUUUGGACUGAGACAGACUUUUGUGGUCAGGGCGGCGCGCGUUGCCUAUAUAUGUAUCGUCUUUUGUUUUACUUUUCAUGCCCUUGUCAAAUUUUCAGUGAUUUAUUACCAUCUAGUAAUAUGGGCAUUCUUAUUUGACAUUAAUAGUGUCCAAUAAUUUUUACAGUGAUGUUUUAUAAUUAGUAAUUAGAUAUUUUUUAAAAAUUAUUUUUACUAAAUAAUAGUAAAAUAUCGAAAAAAAAAAGUGACACUUUUUAGUACUUCUUCUUAAUAAAGUAUUACUAUCUAAUAUUUCUAGACUUGUCAUUUUGAUAUUGUUUAGUAAUAUUUUUUUAAAAAUUAUUAUAUUAAAUUAUAUGAGUUAAAUCAGAUAUUCACAUAUAAGAAAAAUUAUUAUACACUACUUGUAUUCUUUAACAUUUCUUCUCAAUAAAAUACCUGUUUAAUAAAUUUUUAUCUGCAUAUAUUCACGAGAAAGCAGUAUGUUUAAGAUAAUUUUAUAAAAAAACAUCUAUGAAAUAAUUUGUCAAAAAACAAAAAAGUUGCAUAUGACACAUCAUAAUCCAAUAAUUAAUUCUUGAACUUAAAUUAAACGUAGAGAUUCUAAAAGAGGAAAAAAAUAAGGGAAAAUGGGCAAUAUAGCCCAAACUGAAAAUGGAUUCUAAUCUUAUUCAACAAAUAUCAUAAUUCAUAAAGACAUUGUCACCAACUUACA
Messenger RNA from Cannabis sativa, 2416 nucleotides. RefSeq names its product pseudo histidine-containing phosphotransfer protein 6. Gene Ontology annotation, cellular component: cytoplasm; nucleus. The coding region runs from base 350 to 820 and encodes 156 amino acids. Gene Ontology annotation, biological process: phosphorelay signal transduction system; phosphorylation; cytokinin-activated signaling pathway. Gene Ontology annotation, molecular function: histidine phosphotransfer kinase activity; protein histidine kinase binding. Lineage: Eukaryota; Viridiplantae; Streptophyta; Magnoliopsida; Rosales; Cannabaceae. The record is from RefSeq and is a predicted model, not a curated record. The transcript has 5 exons.